GGAGGGCGCGUGCCGGGAGUCACGCCGGCGCCGGUAGCGGAGCGCCGCGGGGAGAGCGCCAUGGACCCCAAGACCGGCGGUGGCGAGGAGGAUGACUGCGUGGACUCCGGCGCCGAGACCGGCGGGUCUGACUACAGCCACAUGUCCUCUACCAGCAGUGAACUUUCUGUGGAAGAAGCACAAGACCCUUUCCUGGUGAGCAUCCACAUUAUCGCAGACCCUGGAGAAUCCCAGCCCCUGCAGGAGGCCAUCGACAAGGUCUUGGCUUGGAUCCACCCGGACCUCCAGCUGUUCCGGGUGUCAGAGAGGAGGGCUUCCCGGCGGAAGAGAAAGUCCCCCAAGGCGGCACAACCAGCGCUGGCGGUGGUGCUCUUCCUGCAGGAGGAGUACGGGGAGGAGCAGAUCCUGCAGCUGCACCGCUCCCUGCAGCGGCCGCCCUGGCGCCACCACCACACGGAGCGCGUGCCCGGUAGGUUCCUGCCCUACCUGCCCUGCAGCCAGGACUUCUUCACGCUGGCCCCAGGGACCCCGCUGUGGGCCAUCCGGCCUGUACACUAUGGCAAGGAAAUCAUUCGCUUCACCAUCUACUGUCGCCAUGACAACUACUCCGACAUCCUCAAGUUCUAUGAGCUGAUCCUGAGGCGGAGCCCCAGCCAGAGGAAACCGGACUUCUGCAUCUUCCCCAUUUUUUCCAACCUGGAUGUGGACAUCCAGUUCUCCCUGAAAAGACUACCCUGUGACCAGAUCCCAGUCCCCACCGACUCCUCGGUGCUAGAAUUCCGGGUCAAGGACAUCGGGGAGCUUGUUCCUCUCCUGCCCAACCCCUGCAGCCCCAUCAGUGAAGGACGUUGGCAGACAGAGGACCACGAUGGGAACAAGAUCCUUCUGCAGGCACAAAGGGUAUACCAGAAGUUUCCUAAACCCAGCAGAGGGCCCCACUCCUCAGGGAAGAAGCCUCAUUCCAUGCCUUCUCCAGGUGCCGUCACACUGAGCAACACUCCCAGCAGCGUCCAGACAGGCCUGCCUACUGGGCAGCAGCAGGAAGUCGCCCGACAAGCCAGCACCUCUCCCAGCCUUCCCUGGUCUUUCCAGAGAAGCAAGUCCUUGUUUUGUUUGCCUACAGGAGAUCCUUCCUCCGCUGCACCACAGUGGUUUUCAAACACAGGGCACAGGGAGUCAGAGUCGGGGCACAGCCACCCCCUCUCCAUCGAUGAUUUAGAGGGAGCCCAGGAGACGGAUGUAGACACAGGCCUGCGGCUAUCUGCCUCAGACCUCUCUGUGGUCUCUGCAUAUUCUGCCCCCAGUAGGUUCUGCAGCACCAUGGAAGCACCCCUGCCCACCGAAAGAUGCACCAGCCUCUCAUCAAAGCACAGGGAUUCUAGGGAAGGCCCUCUGCCCGCUGGGAGCAGGGUGAGCACAGAGUCCUCCUGGGCCACCCUGCCUUUCUUCACCAAAGGACCUUCCAGCUCUUUGGCAACAACUGCUGUUGAUUCCAGCACCUCUUCACUGACAGAGACACCCCCAGCACUCCCUUACCAUUCUCCCAAAGCUGAGCAGACUGGCAGAGACAUCCUACCAGCUCUCGUGUUGUCUGGAUCUGGGGACAAUGACAUGGAAGAAUUCUACAUCUGAACACUCACUGCUCUUCUCAAACUCACAGGCUCAGGGCUCAUUGCCCACUGCGGCCUGAUGCCACCAUGUCUUCUUCCCCACUUUCCCAGGUCUUCCUGGAAUCUACUGUCUGUCUCAUGGCUUUUGUUAGUAUAUCUGCCAGUCACCCAUUCUUACCUGAGAGAUGGUCUAUUUCUAGGGACUCUGUGGGAAAAUUUGGAUUUUUAUGCAAACAAAUUUUCAAAUUUUAGGUCAUAAAAUAUAUUUUUUGAAUAUUCACUUCCAUUUGAAAUAUGGUUGCGUGUACUUCACAUAAUUUUUUUAAAUGAAAACCAGAACUGAUUGGGCAAUUUUUCACAUGCAGAAGGAAAAACAAAGCCAAAAUGUUGAACGUAGAAGAGAUAUUAAGCGGCGUGUGAGGUUAGUGCACAACCACAGUGUGCAUCUCGCUGGGGUCCCCAGUGAUACUCAUACAGCCAGGGAACAGUGGCCUCAGAACUUCCAAGUACUGCCUCCAAUCGGGAGCCAGCUCGAUCAGACAGCUGCAGACACAGCAGGCCACCACCGUACCUCACUUUGAGAAAUCUGGAUUUAUCCAAGUGGCAAAUAUGCUUCAUAAGGAUUUACCAUGAGUAACAGACUCUUGGUCAGACUUUUGGACUUGUGUUCCCAAAACUAGAUUUUUGUACACCUUUCAGCAGCACAGUUGGCUGUAACAAGUGAGGGUCUCCAAAAGGCCCGUCCCACUACCUAUAUUUAUUUGGCUCUCCAAGGAAAAAUGAAUCAUGGGAGUCAUAGACUAACAGGUAUUAGACAUCCUGGGUAGGGAGACUUAAUAGUCUUUGUUUUACAAAUUGCAAAGUAACAGCUAUUGACAGAACUAUGUAAGUAGCUAUACUUGAGACUUUCUCUGGUAGACCUGUAUCAUCACACACCCAUUUUCACUUUUAAACAAGUUGUCAUAUUUGAGCUGGCAUUUCAGUUGCACAGGUUAGUAAUGCCCCUCGUCUCAAAGCUUUACUUCAGUUUCUCUUAUGGACACUGGUGUAUCGCCAGCUUGCAUGAGGACCUAGGAGUCUUGACUUAAACUGGAGUUCUAAUCCAGCCCUGACUUCUACCUGUUGUCUUUUGUCACAGCAUAAAUGGUAUUUAAAUCUCACCUCAGUCCCACUGCAUUAAGGGUAUGUUUACAACCCCCACCUCAGCAGUGCCCAGCUGUCCCUGGAUGCCACUUCCCUUUGGAGGAGAAAACCAGGGUUUGCCUUGUUUGCCCCCCCCCCUCUGGUGCUCUUUGCCUGAAUCACUCAUGGCCCAGUUUUUACUGCUCAGGAAGUCCCCAGGGGCCACCUCAGAGUCCUUCCCAGCACAGUUUCCAAGUAGCCAUCAUCAACCAACAACGCCUCCAGUUGUUGCCAGCCCUGUCAUGGCCUUAGAUCCUGCCCCAGACACUCCAGAUACUCCAGGGCUCUGGAUUAUGAUAGUCUACUUCCAUUUAAGUGAAUAGAAAAUAUGGUCUCUUGUAAACCUAGACCAAAUGAGCAACUUUUUCUGGAAAAGGCUAAGUAAUGCAUAUUGUAGGCUCUGCCAGCCAACCCAUCUGUGUCACAGCUACUAAGAUCUAACAUUUCAGACAGAAAGCAGCCAUGGGAGUUAUGUAAAUGAAUGGGAGUGGCUGAGUUCAAAUAAAACUUUAUUUAUAAAAAUAGAAAGAGGGCCAGAUUUGGCCCAAGGGUAAUAGUUCUCCACCCUUUGUACUAGACUGAGGUUGACUCAAGAUCCCAGUGAACAACAAAGGCUCUAAGUAGCAGGCCAAGAAAAUGGGCUUUGCAGUGACCACAGGACCAGGAGGCUCAGUGAGUGACUUCUUUUUGAAGAGCUGAUCCUAGAAAGCCUUAAGCUUCCUACCACCUAACAGAAAUGUGACUCAUAGUAAAUAUGUAAUGAUAAAAAGCAACACGCCAAGAGAAACUAAUACAGAGGUAAUGAUGCAGUGGACAGUGGCAAACUCAUGAGGAUCAAAAGCCAAUGAGAUAUAAAUGACGGGACCAGCUGCCAAGCUAUGGCCCCUCCUGUCUUCAUCCUUAAUCAGUGUCCUUAGUUUAGUGCACCCACAUGUACCCCUAGGUUUGCUUUAGAACCUGAUUGUAAUGUUCUCCAGCCACAUCCUUUUCCAGAUCCAUCACCAUCCUGACCCCUCCCCCCCAGUCUAGUGACCAAGCAGAAUGUUCCCAAAGGAUGUCAACAGAAAAUGGAAGAUGUCCCUAGUAUCAGGGGAGAAUGGAAAGGAAGUCCCCUACAAUCACAUUCCGUUGACCUCCCCCUGCCAUACUUCAUGCCAUGUACUCUGUGAACUGGGCCACAGAGACACUACUGACAAAGCCCCGGCUUCCUAGCUUCUGUCUUUGGCUAUCAUAUACUAGCAUCUCCCUCACCCUGGGAGGGUGGGAGGUGCUCCUCACACCCACUGGUGGAGCCUGAAUCUUGAUUGAUUAUUCUUGUGAAAGAUGCUGGUAUACUUUA
Molecule: messenger RNA, 4131 nt
Organism: Condylura cristata (star-nosed mole)
Lineage: Eukaryota; Metazoa; Chordata; Mammalia; Eulipotyphla; Talpidae
Gene: FAM124A
Product: family with sequence similarity 124A
Exons: 4
Coding region: 61-1632 (523 amino acids)
Source: RefSeq, a predicted model, not a curated record